Molecule: messenger RNA, 1584 nt
Organism: Aspergillus steynii IBT 23096
Lineage: Eukaryota; Fungi; Ascomycota; Eurotiomycetes; Eurotiales; Aspergillaceae
Product: putative amidase
Exons: 3
Coding region: 1-1584 (527 amino acids)
Molecular function (GO): catalytic activity
Source: RefSeq, a predicted model, not a curated record
AUGUCGGUGCUGUUUACGUCGAUUUCUCCGAACAACCCGGUCAAAAAGGGUGAUGUUCAGGAUCUUCUGCAAAACGUAGGCCUGUCCGUCGCGCCGGACGAAGAAGAUGACUUCCAGACGCUGCUCGCAGCGGUGCAUGACUGUGCCGAGACAGUCUCCAAUCUACCGGACUACCAACCCGUGCCUGAUUUGGAGCGGUAUCCCCGUCAAGAUGUACGGCGUCCGUCCCCCGAGGAGCAGGUCUUCGGCCAAGCCUGGGCCCAUAAGUUCCUGAUCAAGGGCAAUGCGAACGGUGGGCCCCUGGCCGGAAAGACCUUCAGUCUGAAAGACUGCAUUGCUGUUGCCGGCGUGCCGCAGCUUCUGGGAAGCGAUAUCAUUCCGUCUUGGACCCCGGCCUCGGAUGCCACCGUGGUGACUCGCGUUUUGGAUGCUGGGGCCGAUAUUCUGGGCACUUCGACUUGCGAGAAUUAUUGUCACUCGACCUCCUCGUUUACGAGUGCGCAGGGGACGGUUGAGAAUCCCUUCGCCGCUGGGUAUUCUUCCGGGGGUAGCACUUCGGGAGGCGCUGCUUUGGUUGCUGCCGGGUUGGUAGAUAUCACUAUUGGUGGCGAUCAAGGGGGGAGUAUCCGAGUGCCUUCUUCGUUCUGUGGCUGUGUCGGGCUUAAACCCACAUAUGGUCUGGUACCCUACAGCGGGAUCAGCAGCGGGGAUGCUAUCAAUGAUCACACUGGGCCUCUAGCCAGGAAUGUCCUCGACGUGGCCACCUGUCUGGACUCGAUCAGCGGCUACGACGGAAUGGACGAUAGGUGCCUGGGAAGUCCCAAGCACGGAUCAACACUAUACGCCAACGCCCUCCAAACGGAGCCUACGAGGCUCGAUGGUUUCAAAAUUGCCGUUCUCACAGAAGGAUUCGAACACAGCAUGGUCGACCCAGCCGUGAAGAAGACGGUGCAGAGCGCAAUCCAAAAAUACACCGAGCUCGGCGCCACGAUCGAAGAAGUGUCGAUCCCAGAACACCUCAACGGGCCCGCCAUCUGGACCAUCCAGCAGCGCAUCGCCGGCGCUCAAACCCUCCUCGGCCACGCCCACGGCCGACGCGGUCUCUCCAUGACCGAGAUGGAGCGCGAGCGACUCCCCUGGACAAACGAGGGCUUCCAGAGAGCGUUCCCGGCGACGAAAAACGUCAUCAUCAACGGGCUGUAUCUCUCCUCGCGGUUCCCGGAUCUGUACAGCAAGACCAACAACAUUGGGAGGAAGCUGCGAGAUCUGUAUGAGGAGGUGUUCACGAAAUAUGACCUUGUGGUCAUGCCCACGACGCCUGUCGUUGCGCCUCGGAAUGGUAAACGCGGUCUGCCGAUUGAGUCUGUCACGCCGAGCAUGGGGUUGACGAUCAAUACCGCUAUCUUUAAUGUGACUGGGCACCCUGCGAUGUCGAUCCCGGUGGGAUUUGCGCCCUCGAAGGAUGACCCGCAGGUGCAGUUGCCUGUGGGGAUGCAGAUUGUCGGGGGCUUGUGGGAGGAGUCGAAGAUUCUGAAGGCUGGGCACGCGUGGGAGACACAUUUCAACUGGAAGGAGGGUGUAUGA